AAGUGAUUUAACCUAUUGAAGUUUCUGAUAAGAAUACUCAAAUAUUAUUAUUAAAAAUCCACAAAAACCAACUUUAUAAAUAUGAAGAAUGGACGAUAAUGCAAAGAACACAUCGUCAUAUCACUUGGACCAAGAAAUACUCGAUGCACGAGGAAUCGACAUGACAGUGGAAGAAGUGGCUGGUCUACCAACUACCAAGUAUUCAGAACGCGUCCAAUCAUUGAAACUCAAGGAUGAAGAUCUUGCAUUCCUGAAGGGAUUACGUAGAAGAAUUAAAAAUAGGUUGGCGUCACAGAACAGCCGGCGGCGCAGUAUGGAGCACCUACGGCGGUUGACACGGGAGCUGCGAGCGGUGAGGGCCUGCAGGGACGACGCGCUGGAGGAGAGACGGGCUCUCGUGCUGCAGAGAGACGAGGCUAGGGACCGGUGUCAGAGGCUGAGGCAGUAUGUCGCUAAGAUAUUAAAAGAACGCCGGGAUCCAACAGAAAUUCCUACCAUAGACACAAACGCCUUAUCAUCACAGCCGCCCGAAUCUCCGCCAGAGCCGCCCAAAAAGAAACGCAUAGCUGUAACAGAAACAAAAACUCCCUUCCUCUCAGAAUGUUUCAACAAGAUAGAAAGAGACAAGAACAUAUUCGAAUGCCGCAUAGACAAACUGGUGCAGCAAAGCGUGAACCAUAUAUACAAAACAGAGAAGAAAGUUUACGCGAAAACUGUUUUUAUCACAAACGAGAAAUACAGCUCGAACGUCAAGUCUAUGGUUUUGACAGAUAACAUAGGGGAGGAUUUGAAGGCGUUUGGGGAGUUGAAGGGGAUGCUGGAGUAUGAGAAUGGGGAAGUUUUGAAUUUGUGCGUGAAGGAGGGUAGGAGAAAAAGUCAUGGGAGGAAGCAGUCGGCGCCUAGACGGAUCGCGUACUGUUGCAGCGAUAGUAAUGAUGGCGUCCUGGAUUUGAAAAUAAAAAAAGACAGUCAGUGACGUUCGAUAGGGCGAGUAAUAAUUGUUUACCAGACCAAAUAAUAACAUAGUAUGUAUACAAUUUGUAGCUCUUAAGGAUAUAUAACGGUCAUAUAUAUAGAUAUAUAAAUACUGGGCACGUUUGUAUUAGUACAGUUAAACAGGUUUUAAUAUGAAUAAUUUUAUGGUAAAUAAUUUAUUUACCUCCCGACUUAUCGACUAGGUUGCUCAAUAAGUCUAUUGAUAUUUCGUUGGAUAAUCUAAUGAUUUAGUUGAACAAACUGCCGGCACCUAUCAACAUUGUCAUCGCAGCUACCCCAGUCAGUUCGUGACCACGGCUAGUGCAAACUA
Achroia grisella is the source of this 1306-nucleotide messenger RNA. RefSeq lists its product as uncharacterized. Gene Ontology annotation, biological process: regulation of DNA-templated transcription. Gene Ontology annotation, molecular function: DNA-binding transcription factor activity; DNA binding. The coding region runs from base 89 to 976 and encodes 295 amino acids. The transcript is spliced from 5 exons. Lineage: Eukaryota; Metazoa; Arthropoda; Insecta; Lepidoptera; Pyralidae. The record is from RefSeq and is a predicted model, not a curated record.